Molecule: messenger RNA, 1386 nt
Organism: Penicillium oxalicum
Lineage: Eukaryota; Fungi; Ascomycota; Eurotiomycetes; Eurotiales; Aspergillaceae
Product: transcription initiation factor TFIID subunit 7 family protein
Exons: 1
Coding region: 1-1386 (461 amino acids)
Biological process (GO): transcription initiation at RNA polymerase II promoter; RNA polymerase II preinitiation complex assembly
Cellular component (GO): transcription factor TFIID complex
Molecular function (GO): RNA polymerase II general transcription initiation factor activity
Source: RefSeq, a predicted model, not a curated record
AUGUCGGAGCCCAAGGGUCCAACUCUGAAGCUCAAGUUUGGUAAGAAGCCGGCACCACCGCCACCGGAGCCCGCGCCAGCCGAACCAUCAUCACAGCCAAAGCUCACGCUCAAGAUCGGUCGCAAGACGCAACCUCCGCCCGACGCCUCUGAAGACAAAGUGAAGAAGAAGAAAGCGCCAUCUAAGAAGCGCCCCGCAGAUAAUGCUGCAGCACCGGAGACUGCAGCAGCGGUGCCAGGCCCCAAGCGGCUCAAACUCAAUGCAUCGAAAUUAAAGUCCAUCCGCAUCAAAAACAAGGGUCAUGUCCCUAAUCGGCCAGUUGGCGUCGGCUAUGACUCUGAAGCAUCAGAUACCGAGAUCGACCCUUCCAUUGAGGAGCAGUUCAUCUUGAGAAUGCUCCCGGGCGAAGACUGCGAAUAUUUACGGCAAACCAUCGAGGAGAGGAAAUUCGACAAGUCGGAGUUUUCAUUUAAGCCGCUUACUCGCGAAGGGAGACGUGCUAUCUUGAGAAUUCGAAAUAAACAGUAUGCAGCUUGUCUCGUCGACCUGCCGUGCAUCAUAGAGGGUAUGAAGAGUUGGGAUCGACGAGGCUGGUACAAAUCGGCGGAUAUUUGCCAAAUGCUUUUGGUACUGGGCACGGUAUCCAGCGAUCAAGAAGCCCUGGAAUACCCUCUACCACCGGAGAUCGAGGCUUCCGACCCCAAGACACUUCAAUAUCCCCACGGCUUAGCCCCGCCCUUGCGUUGGGUACGGAAACGACGUUUUCGUGACCGAGUGAGCUCGCGGACAAUCGAGCAAGUGGAAAAAUCAGUAGAGGAUCUCAUCGCGCAGGAUGAGCAGUCCUUGUUUCCUCCUCGGUUCGAUCUGGUGGAUAGCGCAUCCCUAAAUCGUGCCGAGGGCUUCGUGCAGGAGGACUACGAAGAAGACUACGAUGAGGAGCAAGACGCCGAAGGUGAGAUUGAUGAGAUGAUGGACGACUUUGAGGAUGACUUGGCGGCCGAGAUGGAAGCCGCACUGGCUGCUGGGGAUGACGAAGCCGCGGCUGCUGUCACGGAAGCCGUCCAGGCUGCCACGGCAUCGACACCGGCCGCACAAACCGAACGGGGAGGUGACUCCUCGGGCGAUGAAAAUGAGGUUUCAGAUGAAGAUGACGAUAUACCUGAGGAUGACCUGGACGAGGAACAGCUGGAGCAACAACGCCAGCUUCAGCAGCAUCGUGAGGAGAUUGCCGAGCUCGAAACAUUGAUUCAAACUGAGACUGCCUCAUGGCAAAAAGUGCAAAACCAGAUUCUACGCAACAAGAUGGGUCGUCGUAUUCAAGAGCUCAAGAAAGAUUUGGAGCUCAAAAAGGUGUCUGUUGGCUUGCCGGGCGAGAAUGACGUCUGA